AUGGUGGGAAAUGGGAUUGUCAUCUGGCUGCUGGGUUUCCGCCUGAAGAGGAACCACUUCUCUGUCUAUAUCCUCAACUUGGCCAUUGCAGACUUCACCAACCUCUCAUCUUCUGUUCUGCAGCUGUUAAAUUUCUAUAUAUCUAUCUAUACUUUUAUUAAUUUUGUAAUAGAACUCGCAGUCUAUUCCUACCUGGUGGGUCUGAGCCUGCUCAUGGCCAUCAGCAUUGAGCACUGUGUCUCUGUGCUCUGGCCCAUUUGGUACAAAUGCUACCGACCGACACAUCUCUCCACCAUUGUGUGUGCCCUCAUUUGGGUCCUGUUCCUCAUUUUUGUUUUAAUGAUAACUGUGUUUCCUUACUGGAAUAAGUAUACAAAAAGUAACAUAUAUAAUUUUUCAUCCCUUCCAACUUUCCUGGUGCUCUUUGUUUGCAGCCUGACCCUAUUCAUCCGGGUCCAGUGUUACUCCCAGCAGAGAAAGCCCAGCAGGCUCUACUGGACCAUUUUGCUCAAUGUCCUGGCCUUCCUGCUGCUCUGUGUGCCAAGAACAGUCUAUAAGGUCUGCAUGUUGUCCAUGGAAUUAUCAGUCUAUCAUUCUGAGAUACUUUUCUUCAUGACCGCUCUUCAUUUCAUGAACAGUGCAGUUAAUCCUAUCAUUUACUUCUUUAUUGGACGACACAGGCAGUGGGGGGGGCAGAAAACCCCUUCGGGAAGUGCUCCAGAGGGCGCUGAUGGAUGA
Messenger RNA from Suncus etruscus (white-toothed pygmy shrew), 738 nucleotides. Its product is annotated as mas-related G-protein coupled receptor member X4-like. The record is from RefSeq and is a predicted model, not a curated record. Bases 1 to 738 code for a protein of 245 amino acids. The transcript has a single exon. Gene Ontology annotation, molecular function: G protein-coupled receptor activity. Gene Ontology annotation, biological process: G protein-coupled receptor signaling pathway. Lineage: Eukaryota; Metazoa; Chordata; Mammalia; Eulipotyphla; Soricidae. Gene Ontology annotation, cellular component: membrane.